Phodopus roborovskii (desert hamster) is the source of this 1555-nucleotide messenger RNA. It is a transcript of the gene Nifk, whose product is annotated as nucleolar protein interacting with the FHA domain of MKI67. The record is from RefSeq and is a predicted model, not a curated record. The coding region runs from base 8 to 973 and encodes 321 amino acids. NCBI's taxonomy places the organism in Eukaryota, Metazoa, Chordata, Mammalia, Rodentia, Cricetidae. Gene Ontology annotation, cellular component: nucleolus. The transcript is spliced from 7 exons. Gene Ontology annotation, biological process: maturation of LSU-rRNA from tricistronic rRNA transcript (SSU-rRNA, 5.8S rRNA, LSU-rRNA). Gene Ontology annotation, molecular function: RNA binding.
CUCCGGCAUGGCGGUGGUAGCUGGUCCCGCGAAGCCGAGUCUGGCGCUGAACCCGAAGGAGGACUCGCUGUUCCAGAAGGAGGUGACGCAAGUCCGACAGCGCGUGCAGAAGCAAAAGAAGGAAGGAAAUCUUAAUCCUGGAGUGAUCUUUCUGGGCCACCUGCCUUCAACGCUGUCUGAAACCCACAUCUAUGACUACUUCACCCAGUUUGGAGCUAUUAGCAGGUUCAGAUUGUCCAGAAGUAAACGGACGGGAAACAGCAGAGGAUAUGCCUUUGUGGAGUUUGAGUCUGAGGAUGUUGCCAAGAUAGUUGCAGAAACAAUGGACAACUACCUUUUUGGUGAAAGACUUUUAUCGUGUAAAUUUAUGCCACCAGAAAAAGUCCAUAAAGAUCUUUUUAAAGAAUGGAAUGUUCCGUUUCAUCAGCCAUCAUUUCCAUCAGUAAAACGCUAUAAUCAGAAACGGGGGCGUUUUGAAAUGUUGAAGAUGGAAUAUCGGUUCAAGAGGAAGGAAAAAUUACUCCGGAAGAAGCUAGCUAAGAAGGGGUUUGAUUAUAGUUUCCCCUCGCUGGUCUUACCUAAGCUGAAGAAAGGGACUUCACAGGACACUCCUAGCACCCCUGAGAAUCCCAAGGAGUCCGAGGGUACCCAGGUUUUGCCUGUCCCAGGAGAAAGGCUUUCAGGUAUACCUAAGAAAAAGGAGAGAAAGACAUUUAAGAAAAUUGUCAAACGCAUUCGUAACAAGCAAAAGAGGCAGUCCAAGAAGUCUGUGGACAGCCAGGGUCCCACACCAGUUUGUACACCAACGUUUUUGGAGAGACGAAAAUCAGAAGUGACUGAAAUCGGUGACAGUAAAGACGAUGAAAUCGUUUUCAAACAGCCUGUGUCCGCGGUGAAAGAAGAGGGGCAAAAGACUCCAACACCUGCCCGCUCUGGGAAAAAAAGACCAAGAAAAAGGAAGAGCAACCAGUGAUCCUGAAAGCAUCUGUGUGCACGUCUGGACAGAUGUGAUUUUGAUAUAAAGGCCUACUUUAUUUCAUCAGAUGCAGUCAUGUGCAAGCCAUAGAUGAGACUGUUGGAGGAAAAUCCCGUGGUGGCUCAUGCCAGUGAGGAAAGCCAUCAGGAACUUGGCUGUUUUGCCCUCCUGACCUGAGUUGUGUUCAGGGUUCAAACCCCCUUAGUUUACUCCGCCCGUGUUCUGUCACAGGCUUAGUUAGACACCAGCAGCAGCCUUUGCUGGCCCCACCCGCGCUGUUUGAUUGCCUGGUAGUUGUGCAUAUAAAACCCAAAAGAAUGUGUCAGGCUUCAGCCUCAGACCGCUGACACUGGAAGUGCACGUGUGAACACAUUUGCACAAGCACUGUGAGGGUCUGGGAUAACUUGUUUUCACCCAAUGCGGGCUUGACGGAUCAGUUCCAGCAGGUAUGCUGAAGAUUCCAACUGUGACCAAACUUUGCUACAAUUUAUUUGUGUACUUUGGGGGCCGGGGUCCAUCACCUGUUUCUGUGAGCACCCCGUAUGUACUUUCGUAUUGCUAAUACAGGUUUGUUAAGUA